AUGCUCUAAGCUAGUACUAAGCAGUGUACGGGUGAAGAUUCGUAACCAAAUUGGAGGCUUUUCACUUAGAAUUGAAAUUUUGAAUUGAGACGGUAUUCGUCAGGUCACAAUCCGAUUUUGGCCAAUCCAAAAUCCCAAACCGUGUCCCUCUCACUCCGCGCGUGCGGCUCACUGCUGGUUGUGACGGGCGGCGAUGCCGCUGCGCCAGCGCCACCCCACCCCACCCGUUCGACGAAAUGCGGCGCGCCGCUGCCCUGCUCCGCCUCCUCCGCUCCGGGGCCAGCGCCGGCGUCCGCGGCCGCCCCGCCUGCGCGGCGGUCCACCCGCUCGCCGUCAAGUCCGGGAGCGGCUCCGACGCCCGCGUGGCCACCGCGCUCGCCGACGCCUACGCCAAGUCCGGACUCGUCGACCGCGCCCGCAGGGUGUUCGACGAAACGCCGCUCCGGGACCAGGUGCUCUGGAACGUCAUGGUCUCCUGCUACUCUUCGCACGGCCUUGUGAGGGAGUGCUGGGAUGUCUUUGGCUCCAUGAGGCGGUCUGGUUUUCCCGGCGAUGGCUUCACGUUCAGUGCCUUGCUCAGUGUGCGUGCUUCUUCUUCUUCUUCGUGCUAUGACCAUGCCAACCUGUUGCUGGUCCUGGGAAGCUCGGUGCAUGGGAUUGUGAUCAGGUUGGGUCUCCACCUGGAUGUGGUGGUAGCCACUGCGCUCCUUGAUAUGUAUGCCAAAUGCGGCCAAGUUGCUGAGGCUAGCCGGGUGUUUGAUGCCAUGGUGCUGAGAAAUACCGUAUCCUGGAAUGCAAUCAUUGUUUGCUAUGGUAAGCAUGACAGAGGCAAGGAAGCCUUCGACCUUUUCGUGUCGAUGAUGAGACAUGGGUUUUGCCCUGACGAGCUUACGCUUGCCAGUCUACUUAGUUCCUGUGCCGACAUGGCGGCUGCUAAUGAGGCUACUCAGCUUCAUGCUUACACUGUUAGAAGAGGCUUGCAAGACUUUCUACAAGUGGGCAAUGCCCUUAUCAUGGCUUAUGGUAAGAAUGGUUUUGUUCAAGAAGCAAAACGAACAUUUGGUAUGAUCCAUAACCCAGAUCUAGUUACAUGGUCAUCAAUGGUUUCUUCUUUUGCAUAUCUUGGACUUGCCAAGAGUGCAAUCGACCUGUUUGACAGAAUGCUCCAACAAGGCAUACGGGCUGAUGGCAUUGCAUUUCUUGGAGUUCUUUCUGCGUGCAGUCAUGCUGGGCUCAUUGAAGAUGGCUUCAAGUACUUUCUUCUAAUGACGAGGGACUACAAAAUUGAUCCAACUCCGCAGCAUCUUGCUUGUCUAGUUGAUCUCUUAGGGAGAGCUGGUAGGAUUAGAGAUGCCUACGAAUUUUUGGUCAAUAUGUCCUGCGACGCAAAUGUUGAUGUCAUUGGAGCUUUCCUUGGUGCUUGCAGAAUGCGAGGAAACAUUGAGUCAGCAAAGUGGGCUGCCUCUAGGCUAUUUAGUCUAAAGCCAGAUGAUCCAAUCAAUUACCUGCUUAUAUCUAAUACGUAUGCUGCUGCAGGAGAUUGGAAUGAGCUUGCAAAGGUAAGAAGUGUAAUGAGGAACAUGUGUGGCAACAAGGUGCCGGGCUGUAGCUGGAUAGAGAUAGGUGGAAUUGUUCAGACAUUUGUAUCCAAUGAUAUGAUGCUCCAUCAGUCAAGAGAGAUGCAAAGAAUGAUGGAACUUCUUGUUUCAUUAGUGGAACAAGAUUGCAAUGGUGAUGACACAAUUUGCAAUGAUCCAUCAUCGAUUUUAAAAUGGCAAGAUUUUUAUCUGGCAUUUGAUUAAUUCAGCUGUUUGGGAUAAUUUCACAAUGGAAUACUGUCAGAGCUUCCUAAUGUGACUAUUCUCAGGUUUUCACUUACCAUAGACAUGAGAUAAUGUACACCCAGGAAGGAAGGAAGUCUACCGUUUCUUCUAGCUGGUAUGUGCAAAAUCGCCUGCAUUGGAAUUUGGAAUUGCUAAAAUUCCUUCAGCAUUUAUUGGUUAAUGGUGGCCAAGCAGAAUAAGGUAAACCUACUAUAAGCAGUUCAGCAGCAAAUACCAAUCCCAAAGCUCAUAGCUUAAGCUAUGAUCACCCAGUACUUCACCUCUUUAGAUAGUUUUCAUUAAAUAUCCUGAUACUCCGAAGUAGAGUGUGAAAGAGAAGGAAAAAAAAUGAAUUUCUACCAAGAAGUACAAAGCAUCUUGCCAUUGAUCUAGUCCAUUCAUACCUUGGUCACGGUAUCACUCCUUUCUCACAUUGCCCACAUUGCUCUAUUCAUACAUUUGGAAUAAGGGAAUUCUUACCAUUUCCGAUGGGAAUUGAACUGAUUCUUGUGCAUUUAAAAGGAACCCUACAUGAUUAUAUUAUAUUUUUCAACCAUUCAAUGUUGCUGAAGACAAACCGAUUUAAGAAUUAUCUAAAACAUUCCAAACUGCUACAAUCAUAGGAAUAAGACACAUUUAGGAAAUUUGACUACCUCUCUUUCAAUCAUGCACAACAGCCCAAUCUGAUGCUAUGGAGACAGGGACUUUCUGAUGCAAGUCUGGUCUGUAUACAUUUAGGCACUUGACCGUUUCAAGUUCAGUUACCUGCUUGUGAGCCAAGAGAUCUGUGCGGCUCAAUCGUGGUUGCUUGCGCUGUGGGAAAGUUUGAUGAGCCAAACAUCCAGAUGCAAUGAGGUCAAAGUAAGAUCACCGACGGACGAAGACACCUCCAAUCAUUCGUCAUCGAUACCCAAGUAUAUAUAUAGGAUUAGGAUGCAUCUGGGAAUUCGUCAAUUGGUUUCAAUUUCUCUAAAUUCCAGUAGCACGUAGCCGAUAUGCGCAUAGCACUGGCAUUUUUUUGAAUUGGCAUAUUUGCAUUGCCAUGGAUCCAAUUAACCCAUAUCAUCUGUAGUUGUGUGUUCUCAAUUGAUUUUUUCAGCUGCAAUGUGGUAUCGAUUUUCUAAUAAUCAAACGCUACCAAAACUCCCAAACCUUUCUUUAAAUUCAUGGCGUUGCAUUGUUUUGGCACGUCGGCAUUACACUUCAUUUGUCAUGCCUAGACACAAUAAAUAAAUAAACAAGUAAAAAAUAAUGAAGUGAUGAAAGUAAAAUAGUGCAUCCAACUCUCGGUAUUUGAUUAUUACGAAUUUCAUAAUUCAGAAAUCAGAAUGAACCUAAGUACCCUGCAAGUUCGUUGGGGGUGCAAGUUCGUUGCAUAUUUACCAUACCCUAUACUUUAUGUAAGGUCCCAUUAGAGCUUUUUCAAUGUAAAUAAAUCCAAAAAGAAGUAGCAAAGUGCCAAAGUGGCGGCAUAAUUGACAAAAUUGGCCAUGACACAUCCGCAACCAAAGGCUUGUUCCAAUCAUCCUUGCAGACAUAUCCUCUAAAAAGUCAAUCAUAAACAGUCGUGUUCUAUCAUCUUCAAAAUUUUCACAUUAAA
Molecule: messenger RNA, 3423 nt
Organism: Oryza sativa Japonica Group (Japanese rice)
Lineage: Eukaryota; Viridiplantae; Streptophyta; Magnoliopsida; Poales; Poaceae
Source: RefSeq, a predicted model, not a curated record